AUGGCGCCCGCUCUAGAGGCCUCUACGGGCCUGCAUAAGCUGCGGCAGCCCCUGCUGGACGGCGACGAGCACACCGAGCGGCAGGCAGCGGCAGCGCUGACGCUGCCGCAGCCCUCGCUGUCUGCCAGCCGAGUAGACCUCGACCCCGAGGCGCCCGGCAGCCCAACGCUGGCAGAGGAGAAGCAUGCCACCCGCCGGGAGAUGAUUGGGCUGGCCUUCAAUGCCCUGUCCACCCUCUUUGGCACCGGCAUGAGCCUGUUUGCAAAAAUCUCAGGCAGCCAGGGCAUUGGCGUUUUCAACAUCGUGCUGACCCGCUCCCUCAUCCUAGUGCUCUUCACGGGGCCAGAGCUGUUCUACCACCGUGUCAACCCCUUCCAUGACAGAAGGCGCCGCUGGCUGCUGGUGCUGCGUGGCGUGCUGGGCUUCUGCUCAGUGAGCUCCCUGUACCUUGCGGUGGCGCUGCUGCCGCUGGCAGACGCCUCGGUCCUCUCCUUCCUCUCUCCCAUCUUUGUGGCAGCCCUGGGCCCCAUCAUCCUCAAGGAGCGCUCCUCAACCGGCACCCUGCUGGGCAUCCCAGUGGCGAUGGUGGGGGUGGUGCUGGUGGCGCAGCCCGGCAUCGUGUUUGGCGGGGAGGACCACAUCAGCAAGCUGGGGGUGGCGGUGGGCAUCACCCAGGCCUGCUUCAACGCCCUGGCGCGCACGUGUGUGCGCGCGCUGAGCCAGGGCAGCAGCGAGCGCAUGUCCUCUAUCAUCUUUGGCCAGGGCAUCAUCAGCUGCCUGGGAGCAGCCAUCCUGUGUACCACCACCAAGAGCUUCCAGGUGCCGACCGAGGCGCCGGUGUGGGGCGCGCUGCUGGCGGGAGGCCUGCUGGGCUACUUGUACCAGCUGGCGCUCACGGCUGGCCUCCAGCGCGCGCGGGCGGCACCGGCGGUAGCCAUGUCUUACCUCAGCGUCAUCUGGGGCAUACUGGCCGACAUCUUUGUCUUCCACGACCUGCCUGACAGCCUGAGCCUGGUGGGCGCGGCCAUCAUCUGCCUCAGCAGCUUCUCGGUCGCCUUCAGCCAGAAGCGGGCGGGGUCCCGAAAGACGGCGGACGCCCGCUGGCAGAAGAGCACCGCGCGGCUGCAGCAGGAGCAGGAGGCGGGGCUUCUGCUGGGAGCGGCGGAUGGCCAGGACGGGGAGGAGGACGAGAGCGGCGCCUCGGCAGAAGGUGCCAGCCCUGCAGGCGCCAGCCAGGCCGGCUCCGUGGGAUGGGCUGGCGGGGAGGCUGGAGAGCUCAAGGCGUACGUCAAGCUGGCGGCGACCACGGUGGCCGCAGAGGUGGAGGCGGCGGCGGCGGCGGGCGAGGCGCUGGAGCCUCCCGACACGCCGGCGGCGCCCCACGCGCUGCCGCCUGCGCUGCAGCACGGCUCGGCGGACUCGCUGCCGCUGCUGGGCUCCAGCCCGCCGGCACCCCCCGCCCCGGCCUCGGGCUGGGUUCCGGCCGGAAGCUCGCCCCGGUGA
Messenger RNA from Chlorella variabilis, 1503 nucleotides. RefSeq lists its product as hypothetical. Gene Ontology annotation, cellular component: membrane. The transcript is spliced from 12 exons. The record is from RefSeq and is a predicted model, not a curated record. Bases 1 to 1503 code for a protein of 500 amino acids. Lineage: Eukaryota; Viridiplantae; Chlorophyta; Trebouxiophyceae; Chlorellales; Chlorellaceae.